AUGUCACUAGGAAGUGACGAGGCGAUGGAUGAUGACGGUGCAUUUUCGGAUGGCUCAGAAAGUGAUGCUACAUCAACAUAUAGUGAUGAUGAUGGUAUUGUAGUGGAUCCACCUGUGAUCAAGACGGAACGUGGAGGUAGUCAUGAUAGUGAAUCAGCUGAUUUCCAGGUUCUGGAUGCUGAAAAAGUAACUUUUGAAAUGAAUAAAAUCAUAGAGGAUGUUGCAUCGGUGUUGCGUUUAUCGGCUACUAUCUGUAGAUUGCUUUUACAUCAUUAUAAGUGGAAUAAAGAAAGUUUACUAGAAAGGUUUUAUGAAAGCACUGAUAUGGAUUCCUUUUUCUUGGAUGCUAACAUCAUUUCACCAUUUAAAGUGGCACGCCGUGGUGAUGAAGGACUUGCAGAUAUUGUUGAUACUUGUGUCAUCUGCUGUAAUCGUACCAUUUUAACAGGCUUGCAGUGCAGUCAUCGUUUCUGUUAUCCAUGUUGGGAUUCCUAUUUAACAACUAAGGUAGCACAUGUAGCUUGUCCUCAACAUAAUUGUCCAAUCAUAGUUGAUGACGAGAAAACUUUGGCGUUGGUGAAAAGCGAAAAUGCAAAGAAAAGAUAUCGUCGUCUCAUAAUCAAUAGUUUCGUUGAGUGUAAUCGUUUGUUGCGUUGGUGCCCAGCUGCUGACUGUGGACGUGUUAUUGAAGUAGGACAUUUAGAAGCGCGUCCCGUCAAAUGUACUUGUGGUACAGUUUUUUGUUUCGCAUGUGGACACGAAUGGCACGAACCUGUUAAUUGUAGACUUCUGAAGCUAUGGAUUAAGAAGUGUAAUGAUGAUAGUGAGACAAGCAAUUGGAUAUCAGCGAAUACCAAAGAAUGCCCCAAAUGCCAGGUGACAAUAGAAAAGGAUGGUGGAUGUAACCAUAUGACAUGUAAGAAUGUAGCUUGUAAAAUGGAAUUUUGUUGGAUGUGUCUUGGCCCGUGGGAACCACAUGGCAGUUCAUGGUAUUCCUGUAACAGAUAUGAUGAUACAUUGGCAAAACAAGCACGUGAUGCACAAGAACGAAGUCGCGCUGCACUUCAAAGAUACUUGCACUAUUACAAUCGAUACAUGAAUCAUCAACAAAGUUUAAAACUGGAACAUAAACUCUAUUCAAUUGUAAAAUCCAAAAUGGAAGUUAUGCAGCAAGCAAAUAUGUCCUGGAUCGAGGUGCAGUUUUUACGUAAAGCGGUCGAUGUCCUUUCGGAAUGUCGCCGUACGCUGAUGUACACAUAUGCAUUUGCGUUUUACUUACAAAAAGAUAACCAGUCGGUUAUAUUUGAAGAGAAUCAGCGUGAUCUGGAGCAUGCCACCGAACAGCUGUCGGAGUUUUUAGAAAGAGAUCUAGAUCAUGAAAAUCUCGUUAGUCUAAAACAAAAGGUGCAAGAUAAGUAUCGUUACGUGGAACAGAGACGUACGACACUACUAAAACAUUGUGCAGAAGGAGUGGAACAUGAUUUCUGGAGAUUUGAGAAACGUUGGCUUCGAUAUUUACACGCCUGA
Molecule: messenger RNA, 1527 nt
Organism: Brugia malayi
Lineage: Eukaryota; Metazoa; Nematoda; Chromadorea; Rhabditida; Onchocercidae
Product: ubiquitin-conjugating enzyme E2-binding protein 1, putative
Exons: 9
Coding region: 1-1527 (508 amino acids)
Biological process (GO): protein polyubiquitination; positive regulation of proteasomal ubiquitin-dependent protein catabolic process; ubiquitin-dependent protein catabolic process
Cellular component (GO): nucleus; ubiquitin ligase complex; cytoplasm
Molecular function (GO): zinc ion binding; ubiquitin conjugating enzyme binding; ubiquitin protein ligase activity
Source: RefSeq, a predicted model, not a curated record